UUUGUGCACCAGUUAAAAGAUAUCACAGGGAGCUGUGGAGAUUUAAUAGUUAUCCAGGUUCCGGGGCCGCGCACUGUUUUCGGGAGGAGUUGCAUAAGAUAUCUGUGAUAUUGCCCCACGGUGUGUAAGGCCGCCGGUGAGCGGAGGGGAACAUAUGACGGACACGCGUGACGUGGGGCAUAGCUGCGGGUCGGCGAGCUUCGGUGGGGGGAAAUCACGGGGUACGUCAGCUCUGGGGCCGAAUUAUUACCUCAGGACUGGUCUGGCUCAGAGUUAACGGGGGCUUUACCGUUUAACUACCCCUGUGGGUUCUGUUUUUGUUGGGUCCUGUUCUGUGGUGCAGAUAGGACAGGGUAGUUACCCCCGGGCUGGGCUGACUGAAGUUGUGGGCAUCCGAGUUACUUCCUUGUAGGAGUUUGGCUCAGUGCCAGCCAUUUGGAUUUUACCAGCUCACUGCCAGCCAUGGAGGGUCCUGAGGUGGGAGAGGGGGAUAAUGUCCUCAAUAUGUCCCGCCUGGGCCUGGAGAGCCUAACUCUGGAUCAGGUCAGUGAGGACAAGAGGAAGGAGGUCCAGCAACUUCUCCUGCCCCAGAACCGCAUGGUGGUCCUGCCCCCCGGCCUGGGCACCUUCUCCCAGCUAUUGCUACUGGACGUGAGUAACAACAACCUGGCCUACAUAGGGGAGGAAAUACUGGGGCUCACCAAGCUCAGGACCCUGCUGGCCAAGAACAACCGCCUGGAUGAGUUCUCCUUGCCCAAAGAGUUAGGCACCAUGAGGAACCUGGAGGUGCUGAACCUGAGUGGCAACCAGUUUGAGGAGAUCCCCAGCCAGGUGCUACAGCUGCAGACCCUCAAGACCCUUUCAAUGGGGGGCAACAGGCUGAAGAGCAUCCCAGCUGACAUAGAUAACAUGAUCAGCCUAGAAUUCCUGUACCUGGGUGGUAACUUUAUCACCUCGAUUCCUCCAGAACUGGCCAACCUGCCAUACCUCAGCUACCUGGUGCUGUGUGAUAACAGAAUACAUAGUGUGCCCCCGCAGCUUGCACAAAUUCAUUCAAUGCGGUCACUCAGCUUGCACAACAACCUCCUGACCUACCUCCCUCGUGAGAUCCUCAGCUUGGUGCACCUGCAGGAACUCAGUCUGCGUGGGAAUCCCUUGGUGGUGAGAUUUGUACGUGACCUGAUUUACACGCCACCCACUCUGCUGGAA
Molecule: messenger RNA, 1209 nt
Organism: Bombina bombina (fire-bellied toad)
Lineage: Eukaryota; Metazoa; Chordata; Amphibia; Anura; Bombinatoridae
Product: leucine-rich repeat-containing protein 58
Exons: 3
Molecular function (GO): protein binding
Source: RefSeq, a predicted model, not a curated record